This is a messenger RNA of Plasmopara halstedii, 345 nucleotides long. RefSeq lists its product as uncharacterized. Lineage: Eukaryota; Oomycota; Peronosporomycetes; Peronosporales; Peronosporaceae. Bases 1 to 345 code for a protein of 114 amino acids. The transcript has 4 exons. The record is from RefSeq and is a predicted model, not a curated record.
AUGGAUAAGAAGCGGCAGUUGCAAUCAGCUUUUGCAAUUUUAACUUGCGGUCUUGAUACUUUCGAGGAGUUGUUGCUGCAUGGCUUGACGCUUGAAGGUUGCAUGUUGUUACCGCUUCUGCAUCUUUCAAGAGAUCACAAAAUGAGACUGGUGAUUUGGGAGCCGCUUCUUGUCCGUCAGAACUUAGAUCGGUCAUGGUCGUCAGUUCAAACUCGGGCAAGUCACCGUCAAGGGAUUCCAAAAAGAUGGAUAUCCACUGAUAGCUGUCUUCAGGACUUGAUUAAUUCAGUUGAGAAAGUGCCACACUCGGAUUGUAUGAGAAUAUUACAAGCCCUUAAAAACUAG